Molecule: messenger RNA, 1056 nt
Organism: Boleophthalmus pectinirostris (great blue-spotted mudskipper)
Lineage: Eukaryota; Metazoa; Chordata; Actinopteri; Gobiiformes; Gobiidae
Product: stromal membrane-associated protein 1-like
Exons: 10
Coding region: 166-1056 (296 amino acids)
Biological process (GO): regulation of clathrin-dependent endocytosis
Molecular function (GO): GTPase activator activity; metal ion binding
Source: RefSeq, a predicted model, not a curated record
CGGCCGCAGGUUGUUCAGCAGGACGCGGCUGAAGCGCACGGCUCCGCGGCGGCACAGCGCUCCUCCGGGGGAUGCCCUGCGCUCUCUGACCGACACCGGGGACUGACACGGACCUGCCGGCUUCAGCUCGACCGCGGACCGCACUUUUACACCUCGAACGGCGCGAUGACGACGCGAUCGGAGCGAGAGAAAGCGCAAAAACUUAACGAACAGCACCAGGCGAUUCUAUCCAAACUGCUCCGGGAAGAGGAGAACAAGUACUGCGCGGACUGCGAGGCCAAAGGUCCUCGCUGGGCCUCGUGGAACCUGGGUGUGUUCAUGUGCAUCCGCUGUGCAGGAAUCCACCGGAACCUGGGAGUCCACAUCUCCAGAGUCAAGUCAGUCAACCUGGACCAGUGGACCCCGGAGCAGAUCCAGAGUAUGGUGGAGAUGGGGAACAGCAGAGCCAAACAGGUGUAUGAGGCCCACCUGCCCGAGAGCUUCAGGAGACCCCAGUCUGACCAAGCAGUGGAGGUUUUCAUCCGGGACAAGUACGAGAGGAAAAGAUACUUCGACAAGGACGCGCUGCCUCCGAAGUCUGAAGUCACCGCCUCCCCGUCGUCCCAGGAGAAGAACAAGCCCGAGAAAGAGAAGAAGAAAGAGGAGAAGAAGAGAGAGAAGGAGACGGAGAGAAACAACUCAAAGUCCGAGUCCAGGAGUCCGAAGAAAAGUCCAGAGCCCAACGUGGAUCUGCUGGGACUGGAUGGUCCUGACAGCAGCAGUGGGCGGGGCUCCAGUCCGGCUGAACCAAUCAGCAACGAGGUGGAUCUGUUUGGACCGAUGGUGUCGAACCCUCUGCCCUCGUCCGGCUCACAGUCCGCACAGGCCGGUGGUGGAACAGCGCCCCCUACCUCCCCCGCUCCCGUCUCCUCCUCCUCUUCCUCUGCUGCUCCGAGGCCCGAGGAGAAGAAACUCAUGUCCAAAGACUCUAUUCUGUCCCUGUACAGCAGCCAACCACAGGGGGCGCCACCGCAGCAGAACGCCACCGGACAGGGAUUUCUGUGGGAAAAUGAUUAA